AUGGCUUUGGACCUUGGGCUCACGACAUCCCCGAUUUCAAUGGACGUGAGCUCCAAGAAGGCUCCGGCCUUCAUCUUCGCGAACGCCUUGGAACACCUGGAAUGGGCUCCCGUGGGUGCUUUGCGCUCGCUGAGGGCAAACAAGUCCGUUAAGCAGGCCUGUGUGCCGUGGAUGCGUCCCGUUGCGGGAAGGGAAGGAGACCGGAUCCUGGACUGCUUGUUCUCGAUGCCGGGGGUUCCCGGCGACUUUCGCCUCUUUAGCCUAUUUCAAUGGAACCGGCGAAAUUUUUUGAAAGCAUACCAUUCGAAUCUGCUUCGUGAAAAGGUCUAUGAAAACUCACGAGUGGAGCACUAUGGCUCCCUCCCCAGUGCUUUAGAAGCUUGGCAGCAAAGAGCCGGUGACUUCAGUCUUCAGUUCUUCAGCAGUAGGACUCUAUGGAAACGUAUGAAGUUUUGUGGAGUCCCGGCACUGGAGAUCGGCAUGCCUGACCUGGUGUGUCAAGCUCUCGGUGUAUUGGAAUGGCAUCAGGUACAAAAGAAGCGUUGUGAGUUCUCCGACUUGGAUCCGGCAGCAGACCAGACCCCGCAGACAAAGGGUGGUGAUCUGGUAAAGACGUCAGUCUUGGAGGCCUUUGCCUGCAGAGUUCAGGCGCAGCGGCACCGACUGUACCGAUUGCUCACGGGCGCAAUUCGUCACCGUCGUCAGGCAAGGUCCAAGUUCCACGUCUCACAGAGGACCAGGAUCCGAGUGCCGAACUUGGUUGCAGAUUUGAGGUGUUUCUCGGCUGGGGAUCGAGAGUUGAUUCAGAUCACGAACGAGCCUUCCUUUGUUGAGUCCAGCUUUGCUUCUGCCAAGGAGCGGAUGCGCAACAGCAACGCAAUCGCCAACAACGUGAAUGUAACACGUAGUCAAGAGUUUGAUACAGGAGAACACAGCGGCGAUGUAGGAGACGGCUGCCUUUCGCAGGUCCUGGAAGCCCCCGAAGAGCUUGUGGAGCUCCGUGCAUCGGGGACAGCGGUGGGGGCCGUGCGGUCAGAGUUCCUCGAACCGGAACUGCCGAAAGCCUCAGAGGUAUCGCUUGUUCAAGAAAGGUCAGAAGGAGUGGCAGAUCCCAUUGGUCUGCUGCAACAGCACGUGGCAAAGCAUCUCAGUCGCUCCGUCGUGACGGGAGACAUCACCUAUGCCUUCGAAAGACUGGCGUGUGGGAGAUUUGUGGCCACGGUCAGUUUCGGAGACGAUGAGCUUCAGCCCUGCACGGGCUUUCCGGAAGCAAGAAAGGCAAGUGCGAAGAAGUCAGCCGCCGGGCAGGCGCUGGCACAGCUUUUUGAGGCAGCCAACUGGGCCUGGAAGUCCAACAAGUCCAACCAUUUCCAGGCUAACCACAGGGUAGUGGAGCGGCCAGUGGAGCGGCCAGUGGAGCAGCGGCCAGUAGAGCGAUCGAGGGAAAACAAAGGCGCGAUGAAGCCCGACCUGAAGAUGCAGGCGGCAGAGCCCAAGAAGAAGCAUAACAAGCAGUGGCAAGGUCAGUUUUUCCAUAGCUGGCUCGACGCCAGGCACGAGGAGCUGGACGACCACACGCAGAAUGAAUGCACAGUGCUGCAGAGCCAGGCGACGCUUCAGGGCGGUGCUUCUACGACGGACAAUCCGAUAGGCAAAGUCAAUGAAAUCGUCGCAGCCGUCCUUCGACGGCCGCUGUCGAAGGAUGAUGUACGGUACACUUUUGCAGAGCGCGACUCGGUCUUCACCAGUGCAGUUGCAAUCGCUGUGGAUGGUCUCCUCUUGGAAGCAUCCGGCGAGCCAGCCAUGACGAAACGGCAGGCGAAGUCCAACGCUGCUCGUGCAUUGCUGGUGUCGAAGGAAUUGGAGGCAUUCGUUGCUGAAGUCUCACAAGGAGCUUCUGAUACUGCAAGGAUGGCCAGCUCUGACCGUGUACAACCUCAGCCAUGGUCGGAGGAUGUUUUGCAGAAGCUUCUGCGCAACCUCCUUCAGAGGAAUCCCAGGAAAGAUGACAUCAUCUAUGCCUUUGAGGAGUCGGAGGAGGGCACCGUCUGCUCCGUGCGCGUCCCCAUUCUCGAGCGCUUGCCGGCCUGCAAAGGAAAGCCAGCCCCGUCCAGGAAGAAGGCGAAACAGUACGCUGCAGACGAACUGGUAAGCUGCAUCUUAAAAACUUGA
Molecule: messenger RNA, 2172 nt
Organism: Symbiodinium natans
Lineage: Eukaryota; Dinophyceae; Suessiales; Symbiodiniaceae
Source: the annotation of a GenBank genome assembly